This is a messenger RNA of Erythranthe guttata (spotted monkey flower), 1018 nucleotides long. Its product is annotated as S-adenosyl-L-methionine-dependent methyltransferases superfamily protein. Lineage: Eukaryota; Viridiplantae; Streptophyta; Magnoliopsida; Lamiales; Phrymaceae. The record is from RefSeq and is a predicted model, not a curated record.
UGGCUGAAUCCAAAACAGCUUCCGCGCAGCAGAAUGGACAUUGCUCUUUUUUCCCCUUCUUCGCUUUUCGCCGACCCCGAUGGUAGCUCCUCCGAAGAGGAAACGAUUGAAACCCAUGACAACUUCGUCGAGAGAAAGCACCAAUUUCCUGGAACGGAAUUGCUCAUUAGAGAAUUUUCUUUUCACCAAUUAAACGCUAAUCUACUGUGGCCCGGUACAUUUGCAUUUGCAGAAUGGUUGGUUCAGCAUAGAUCACAGAUAGAGGGAAGGAGAGUAUUAGAAUUGGGCAGUGGAACUGGAGCUUUGGCCAUCUUUUUGGCAAAAUCUUUUCAACUUGACAUCACUACAUCUGAUUAUGAUGAUGUUGAAAUCGAAGAGAAUAUAGCUCAUAAUUGCCGGAUAAAUGGAGUUACUUCCUUGCUUCCUCACAUAAGACAUUCAUGGGGAGAUGUCUUUCCUAUUUCUGAUCCAGAUUGGGACCUUAUUAUUGCAAGUGAUAUUUUACUUUAUGUUAAGCAGUAUGGCAACCUUAUAAAGUCCUUAUCAUUUCUCCUCAAAUCUUACAAACCAAAAGCUAGCAAGGAGGUUGCUUGUACGACUGGGCACCACGAUCAAUUUCCGUUGAUUCGACCAACAUUCUUGAUGAGUUGGAGGCGAAGGAUAGGGAAAGAGGAUGAAUCGAUAUUCUUUAGUGGAUGCAAAGAAGCUGGUCUUGAAGUCGUUCAUAUUGGUUCUCGUGUCUACUCUAUCAGCUUAAGAGGGGACACAUGUGAAUUUAGCUAAAAUAACAUUUGGUGAAGUCAAUUGAAAAUUUUGCUCCGGAAAAUAUCUUCAAGAAUGUAUGUUUGUUAUGGACUUAUGACCACAAGAACAUUUGACAAGCUGCCCGUUUUUGGCCUAUCUCCUUUCCGAUUUUUGUAGUUAAAGCCAUAUUAUGAAGUGUAUGUUACUGAAUGAUUUAGAUAUUGGAAAAUUAACUGAGUGAUAUUUUAGUUGAUAUUAGAAUGCUGAUUGUUGA